Messenger RNA from Entamoeba dispar SAW760, 267 nucleotides. RefSeq lists its product as uncharacterized. The record is from RefSeq and is a predicted model, not a curated record. The transcript has 2 exons. The coding region runs from base 1 to 267 and encodes 88 amino acids. Lineage: Eukaryota; Evosea; Mastigamoebida; Endamoebidae.
AUGUACAGUAAAACUAACAACUAUCAAAAAUAUGUUUGUGAACCAGAACAAAAUAUAAAUGCGAAUAUAUUAUCAUGUUAUUCAUCGUGUUGUGGAGAUUCUAUAAGAUCAGUAUGUAAGUGUGAUGUAUCAACUAAUAAAUGUUGUAAAUCUACUCAAGUACAAAAUGGUAAUUAUUGUAAUUCUAGUAAACAUCAAAUUUAUGAAUAUACAGGAACUACACAAAAAUGUAUUGUUUCGAAUUGUACAGAAUAUCUUGUCAGAUAG